This is a messenger RNA of Eimeria maxima, 948 nucleotides long. RefSeq lists its product as hypothetical. The transcript has 3 exons. Bases 1 to 948 code for a protein of 315 amino acids. NCBI's taxonomy places the organism in Eukaryota, Apicomplexa, Conoidasida, Eucoccidiorida, Eimeriidae. The record is from RefSeq and is a predicted model, not a curated record.
AUGAAUGCAACAUAUACUACUGCAGCAACUGCAGCAACUGCAGCAACUGCAGCAACUGCAGCAGAUAUGCAUGCAGCAGCAAAUUCUAAUGCUGCUGAUGGUGGGGAACAACAUAGGAAAAAGAAACAGAAAAAACAACAACAAAAAUCCCACCAGCAGCAACAACAGCAGAAAUCGCAGCAGCAGCAACAACAACAACAGCAGCAGAAACAGCCGCAGCAGCAACAGCAGAAAGUGAACCAGCAGCACCAGAAACCACAGCAGCACCAGAAACCACAGCAGCACCAGAAACACCAGCAGCAGCAGGAACAGCAGCAACCGCAGCAGCAGCAGAAACAGCAGCAACCGCAGCAGCACCAGCAACCGCAGCAGCACCAGCAGCAACAGAAACAGCAGCAACCGCAGCCGCAGCGGAAACAGCAGGAGCAGCAGCAAAAAUCGCAGCAGCAGCAGCAGCAGCAAAAAUCGCAGCAGCAGCAGCAGCAGCAGCAGAAUAAGAAAAAGAAGCAGAAGAAGCGGACAACAAUAUAUAUAGAGGAGGGAGGAGUGUUUGCUGUUGCUGCAAAAGAAGAAACACAAAUUAAAAUACUUGUAGCGCAUGCAAAGCAUUAUGAUCUACAGGGGAGGAAGAAGAGACAGAUACGUAUGCAACAGCAGCAACAGCAGCAACAGCAGCUAAGAGGCGUGCAGCAGCUAAUUGUUGCUGAUGGUGGUGGGCAACAUAUACAAAAGGAACAGAAAAAGCAGCAGCAGAAGCCGCAGCAGCAGCAGCAGCAGCAGAAGCCGCCGCAGCAGAAACCGCAGCAGCAGCAGCAGCAGAAUAAUAAAAAGGAGCAGAAGAGGCGUGAGCCUCACCAAGGUAUUUGUACCUCUGCAGUAGCAGCAGAAACAGCAGCAGCAGCAGCAGAAACCGCCGCCGCCGCAGCAGCAGCAGCAGCAGCAGAAUAA